AUGUCGCGAGUGGGUAAGAGACCGAUCCCGAUUCCCGCCGGAGUCACCGUCCAGAUCUCUCCGGAGGCGGUGGAGGCCAAGGGACCGAAAGGGACGAUGCGCCAGCCCCUGCCGCCGGGGAUCGUGGUCGAGAUGCAGGACGGGGUAUUGCACGCACGUCCCGAACGCGAGGAGCGCGCCCUGGCCAAGUUUCACGGGCUCGGGCGCAGUCUGGUCGCCAACGCGGUGACCGGCGUCUCGGCAGGAUUCAAGAAGGAGCUCGAUAUCGUAGGGAUCGGCUAUCGCGCCGAGGUGACGGGCCAGCGGCUCACGCUGGCGCUGGGAUAUUCGCACCCGGUGAUAUUCGAGGUGCCCGCCGGUAUCGCUGGUCGCGGUGGAGAAUCAGACCCAUCUGGUGGUGUCAGGGGUCGACCGCCAGGCGGUGGGGCAGAUCGCCGCGGACAUUCGCAGCCUCCGCAAGCCGGAUCCGUACAAGCAGAAGGGGAUCCGGUAUACCGGCGAGGUUCUGAAGAAGAAGGUCGGCAAGACGGG
This is a messenger RNA of Geodia barretti, 531 nucleotides long. NCBI's taxonomy places the organism in Eukaryota, Metazoa, Porifera, Demospongiae, Tetractinellida, Geodiidae. The record is from the annotation of a GenBank genome assembly.